This is a messenger RNA of Arabidopsis lyrata subsp. lyrata, 1683 nucleotides long. RefSeq names its product stearoyl-[acyl-carrier-protein] 9-desaturase 3, chloroplastic. Gene Ontology annotation, molecular function: stearoyl-[ACP] desaturase activity. Gene Ontology annotation, biological process: fatty acid metabolic process. The coding region runs from base 438 to 1628 and encodes 396 amino acids. The record is from RefSeq and is a predicted model, not a curated record. Lineage: Eukaryota; Viridiplantae; Streptophyta; Magnoliopsida; Brassicales; Brassicaceae. The transcript is spliced from 3 exons. Gene Ontology annotation, cellular component: chloroplast stroma.
AGAGAUUUAUAAUCAAUGUUGUUUAAGUACGUACUCUUUAACAAAUUAAACAAAAAAAAAUAUUAUGUAACUUUUAUUAUUCACAAAAAAUUAGCUUUUUCUGCGGGAGUUAUCUAUAUAUUCUCCACAGAAAAAUGGCUUUUUCUACGGGAGUAAAUAAAUAGGAAAAUUAGAUGAAUCUUUCAAGUAAAGAAAAAACAAACGAAUUAAUGACAUAUAUAAAUUAAAACAUAAACAGAUGUCUAUGGUUGCUCAAGGAUUAGUAUAAUUACAGACGUAAAAAUCAAUGAGAGGGAGAGAACAUUCCAACUCUAGUCAACUCUUCUUGUAUAUAUAUAGAGACAUAUUCCUCCUUGUAACGCACAACAACAAGUACAAGAGAGAGAGAAAGAAUCAUAGAGAUCUGUCGCGGAGAGAGAGCGAGAGAAAGAGAGAAAAUGUCGAUGGCUUUGCUUUUGACCUCGCCGGCGAUGAUAACUUCUCCUCGCCGUGGAUCUUCUCCUUCUCGUCGUCUUCGAGUUUCAUGUGUUACCACAAACCCUGCUAGGGAAAAAAACGAAACAUGCAAUCAGUACUUUCGACCUAUCAAAGAAGUAAAUAACCAAAUAACACACACAAUACCACAAGAGAAGCUUGAGAUCUUCAAAUCAAUGGAGAAUUGGGCAGAACACAAACUACUACCCUAUCUCAAACCGGUCGAAGAUUCAUGGCAACCACAAGACUUUUUACCUGCGCCAGAGAACGACGACGAAUUCUACGACCGAGUAAAAGAGAUCAGAGAACGAACAAAAGAGAUACCUGACGAUUACUUUGUAGUUCUUGUGGGAGAUAUGAUCACAGAAGAAGCACUUCCAACGUAUCAAACGACGUUAAACACACUUGACGGCGUUAAGGAUGAAACCGGUGGGAGUUUAUCGCCGUGGGCGGUGUGGAUUAGAGCAUGGACGGCGGAAGAAAACCGUCACGGUGAUUUACUCAACAAGUAUCUUUAUCUAACUGGUCGUGUUGAUAUGCGACAUGUUGAGAAGACUAUACAAUAUCUCAUUGGUUCUGGUAUGGAUUCGAAAUUUGAGAACAAUCCAUACUAUGGAUUCAUCUACACGUCAUUCCAAGAGCGAGCAACAUUCAUCUCUCACGGCAACACGGCGAGGCUAGCCACAACCUACGGCGAUGUUACCCUCGCGAAGAUCUGCGGCACAAUCGCCGCCGACGAAAAGCGUCACGAGACGGCGUACACGAAGAUAGUGGAGAAGCUAUUCGAGAUCGACCCCGACGGAUCUGUUCAGGCACUGGCGAGUAUGAUGAGGAAACGGAUCACAAUGCCAGCUCAUCUUAUGCACGACGGAAGAGAUAACGAUCUGUUUGAUCAUUACGCCGCCGUGGCGCAGAGAAUGGGAGUUUAUACGGCGACGGAUUACGCUGGGAUACUUGAGUUUCUGUUGCGGCGGUGGAAGGUGGAGAGUUUGGGGUUGGGGUUAUCAGGUGAAGGUAGGAGAGCACAGGAUUACUUGUGCACCUUGCCGCAGAGGAUCAAGAGGUUAGAGGAAAGAGCUAAUGAUAGGGUCAAACUUGGGUCAAAACCUUCUAUUUCGGUUAGCUGGGUUUUUGGUAGAGAUGUUAAACUAUAGAGAUAUUUUGAAUAACAAAAAAAUAAAUAAAUAAAGGAAUUAUGUUUGUGAUCAA